Aureobasidium subglaciale EXF-2481 is the source of this 920-nucleotide messenger RNA. RefSeq lists its product as uncharacterized. Gene Ontology annotation, molecular function: protein binding. The record is from RefSeq and is a predicted model, not a curated record. The transcript is spliced from 2 exons. Bases 187 to 804 code for a protein of 205 amino acids. NCBI's taxonomy places the organism in Eukaryota, Fungi, Ascomycota, Dothideomycetes, Dothideales, Saccotheciaceae.
CAAACAACAUACUGUAAAGCUUCCACUGACAGUAAAUCGCAAUGGCUGAUCAUGAGAUGAUCAACUCGCUGGCCGAAACCAUCACCCCCCGACAUCACGAACUCAGUCCAUGACUUCCGGUUCUCCCAUCCCCCAGACAAGAGCCAUAUAAUCGUCCCCAGCACCGAUGAUGUUCGAGUCUGGUUCAUGGACCAAAGCGAUAUAUAUGAUGAAGAGUGUCUUAAACAAUUCAGUCAUAUUCUCGCAGUCAUCUACUCUCAAAAGCCCACAACCGACCAGAUUCUGGAAGCCGCGAAGCCAUGUUCUGCAACUUUUUGGAUGAAUUUGAUCAUUCUCCUUGAUCAGCUCACGCGAAAUUGUUACAGGGGCAAGGAAGCAGCGCAAGUAUUCGACUUCAUCGACCCGUUGGCACCAUCUAUCGUUAUGACAGCCCGCAGAUUGAACAUUCAUGAGAUGCUAGAAGUGAGAUGGAAAUUGGGGUACAGGAUUUGGUUAUUUACGCCGUCCAUACAUGCUGUAGAUUUGAAGAUGCAAGAGAUUAUGGUCGAGGAACAUAGGGCGAGAUUUGAGGAUCUUCAAGAGCUUGUACAAGGAGAUGGGGAAGGGCGGUAUGAGGGAGAGAAGGAGUGUAGAAGGGUGCUAGAAGAGGAGGCGCAGAGACUGAGUGAUGUCAAGGUGAUAUUUGAUCGAGCGACCAAAAAUCAUUUUGUCGCAAUUGAGAGGUUUGGGAGACUUCCCUGGAGGAAUGAGAGUUUGGGACGCGUCACUACGGAGGAAGAACAAGAGUUUCUAGAGUCUCUGUAGUGCUUGGCCAGCAAUCUUGAAAAUUGAGUCCCAAAUAUCUUUGCAGUCAAGUUUUCGAGGGCUCCAACAAGUUCAAGAAAGGUCGAUUUCGAAACUAUGCCAUACCUUUUUCCAAU